AUGGCAGUCCAGAACAGACUCUACACUACUGAUAUACUGCAACAGUGGAACAUUCAGUGUAACAGGAUUUGUUACCUUUGUGAGAAAGAGUUAGAGUCAGCAAACCAUCUGUUUUUCCAAUGUGAGUAUGCUGACCAGGUGUGGAGGCCUUUGCUCCAACUUCUGGGGAUCAGCAGACGUGGACAAGGGUUCCGAGAGGAGAAAAUUAUAGCUGCAGCUAAAGCUCACAGCAGGAGUCGCAAAGCUCAAAUAUAUGUUAGCUUAAUUACAGAGGCAAUAUACAUGAUUUGGUUACAGAGAAACCAGAAAGUUUUUAGUGGUAAUUGCUUAACAGCAAGUCAAACCAUGAGAGAAAUUGUCUUUAAAGUUGCUGGGAGAUGUGAUAGUAGAGAUAGAAGUUGGAAUGAUGAAAAUGGUUAUAAACUUGCAAGGCAGCUUUAUGCUGAUUAUUCUCUGCAAAAAGAGGUUUAUCAUUCCUCGACAAGGAGCGCAAGUGGGACUUCAUUAGGAAACCACACAGUUUUCGUUUAUGGGAGUCUUUUGGCUGAUCAAGUUGUUCAAGUUGUUCAAGUCUUACUCAACCGUGUUCCUGCUUCUUCUCCUGCUAUUCUCCCUAAUUUCAAUAGGUUUAGCAUCAAAGGUCGAGUAUAUCUCGCAAUUUUGCCUGUUGAGAACAAGAAAGUGCUUGGAAGGGUUUUGACCGGGGUAACGAAUCAUGAGUUAGAUAUCCUUGAUAUAUUUGAGGAUGUAGAGUAUGUCAGAAAUUCAGUAGAAGUCACUCUUGAGGACUCCUUGGAGAAGUUGCAGGCCUAUGCAUAUGUUUGGGAUGAUAAAGAUGAUCCAAACUUGUAUGGAGAUUGGGACUUUGAGCAGGAAGUAUGUAAACCUGCCCUCAGGAGGGGAUCGACAGCUGGACUAACUGAGGUAAUAUUUUGGGCUAAACAUCCAACUUCUGAAAGACAAAGAUGGUAUCAGGUCAUUGAGUCUAUUUUUUCUCUUCCAGACUAAUCAUGCUUUAUAAAUUUGCGACCGCUUUUUGGUCACUAAAUUAAACAUCACUAGAGUUCAAAGGUCAUACCAUCUGUUAUACUUCCACAUAUGACAAAUGUACUGUGUAGGUUGUUCUCCUUUGCUGGAUGAUUUUAUUGAGAUGAUCAAGGAAUUUGUGAAAGAACUUGAAGAAUCUGAGACGAAGUCAAGGGUGGAGACGUACAGUACCUUUUACCAAUCUGGCGAUGACAAGUCAUCCAAAACUUGAUCUGUCUUUGGUUCAAACUGCUUUGAAGCGCGAAAUAGAGUCCAGUGGCAACUGUAACAGUACAUACUGCACCAGAUCGCCCGGAAGGCGGUCCAGAAAAUUGCUGUCAAUCUUGAUACUCUCUGUUCCCAUUAUUAUUUUUCCUCCUGAAGUCCUCAUCAUCAAACCAAUUUGAUAAUAAUUGGCAAGAUUUGCUAUUUGAAAACGAGAAAUCUUCGAAGGCAAUGCGGAUGUAAGCCACAAUAAUUAAGGAUAACUCAAACUCGAUCUCAACUUUAAUUAAUAACUCAAACGCUUUAUAUAGGGUGAAGUAGUAGAACUGUUAGAUAAAAGAUAAAAUUCUAGAAACUAGGGAAAAAAUAAUCAAAAUUAAAAGUCAAUGAUAUUUUUUUUCCCUUUAAAUUAAAAAUUAUUUAGGACUCUUGGAAAAUAUGAUAAUUUUUAAAACUGACAACAAAAAAAAUCCAAACCGCCUUUUUCAAUUUCUUUUUCAGUUUUUUUUAUCAUUUCUUUUUAGGUUUUGUAUUUUUAAAAACUAAAAACAAAAAACGAUACUGAACGGACUAGACCAUAAAAAUAUAUGUUAGGUAUACACCAAAAAGAAUACUUUGUAUUUAUGUUAGGACGAUGAGGUGGACUUGGAAAACAUAUCCUAAAAUUCAAAGUGAUUAACAAAAAAAUUCCUAGUGAUGAUAGAUGGAAAGAAUACAUAAAAGAUGUUAAAAUUUGUAAAAACAAUAGUGCGUAAGAGAAUUCCCACCAAUGAGGAUUUUUUUCCUCAUGGUAAAAAUUGAAGUGAAAAAACAACAAAAAUGAAUCACACCAAUGAUCAUUAAAAAAAUUUCUCACGAGCAAAAUUCAUUCUCCUCAAACUUUGAGGAGAAUCGCUGGUGAAUAGUGCUGGAGUGGGCCACACUCAUGGGUGGUGGGCUACUGCUAUAAUUUUUUUUCUUUCCCUCUGUCCAAAACGACGCGUUUUGGGUUCAGGGUUGCUCCCCCUUUCCCCAAAAUGCGUUGUUUUGGGUAGGGGAAAAACAAAAAAAAAUUAUAAUAGCAGGCGCUGACUGGGCGCGACACGUGGCCAGUCAGCAAUUCAACUAAUGAGAUUUUUUCAUUGUUUUCUCAACGAAUCUAUUUUUGUAAAGGCUAUUUGGACCCCGAAACUAUUUUUUUUUUUAAAAAAAACACCAAUGGUCUUCCCCCCCCCCCCCCCUAAAUAUACAUUCAUUUUGAUGUAUUUUGACAUAUUUCACAAAUCUUAAAAAUCUCUUACUUCGUAUUAAUCUCAAAUUUUACUUCAAAAAUCUAAAUUUUCUCAAGUUCUUUUUUUGACCAUCAGUGUAAUGAAAAAGUUACUUAUGAGGAAAAAUUGGGUGGGAAAAGAGAGAAAGUAGGAGAGAGAGUGGUGAGGAUAUUUUUUAGACCAUUGGUGACAAUAGUCUAAUAGGUCUUGCACCAAGAUAGUAUUUUGAAUCAUAAGUGUGCGUAAUAGGUCUUGCACCAAAAUACAUCCACUUUCUUGUCAACAAAAAAAUUAAAAAAUAAAAAAUAAAACCCAUCCACUUUGUAGUAUUGUUGGCCUAUAUCUUCCUCGGUCUGUUUUCAGCCACGGACAAAUUUAUGUGGCCGUAUCAAGAGUUACUAGCAAGAAGGGUUUGAAAAUUUUAAUAGUUGAUAAAGAACGUGGAACAUCAAAUGUUACCACGAACGUUGUGUACAAAGAAGUAUUUCAGAAUGUUGGUUAAAUACUCUUAUUAUUAAUGUUACUCAAUAAUUAAUUUUUGUUGAGAAA
Beta vulgaris subsp. vulgaris (sugar beet) is the source of this 3050-nucleotide messenger RNA. RefSeq lists its product as uncharacterized. Lineage: Eukaryota; Viridiplantae; Streptophyta; Magnoliopsida; Caryophyllales; Amaranthaceae. The record is from RefSeq and is a predicted model, not a curated record.